Polistes dominula (European paper wasp) is the source of this 9100-nucleotide messenger RNA. It is a transcript of the gene unc-13, whose product is annotated as protein unc13 homolog. The record is from RefSeq and is a predicted model, not a curated record. Gene Ontology annotation, biological process: dense core granule priming; synaptic vesicle priming; presynaptic dense core vesicle exocytosis. Gene Ontology annotation, molecular function: calcium ion binding; phospholipid binding; diacylglycerol binding. Gene Ontology annotation, cellular component: presynaptic active zone cytoplasmic component; synaptic vesicle membrane; neuromuscular junction. NCBI's taxonomy places the organism in Eukaryota, Metazoa, Arthropoda, Insecta, Hymenoptera, Vespidae.
CAAGUAUCGCUGUGGACGAAUUUUUCAAUGCGACUCCCUCGAUAAUAAAAGCCAAGCCGUACAGUUCGAGGACCUUCGACCAUGUCUCUCCUCAGCGUCAGAGUGAAGAAGGCGCGGUUUAUCUGCGAGGAAGCGGAGGACUUCAAUUCGUACGUAACGCUGAAACUACAAAAUGUAAAGUCAACGACAGUCACCGUGAAGGGGGCCAAUCCAAGUUGGGAGCAAGAUUUCUUAUUCGAAACAAACGAUAUGCACGCUGGCCUGCUAGUAGAAGUUUGGUGCAAGGGAUUUCUCUGGGAUCGUUUUCUCGGUUACUACUUCAUCCCACUUUCAGAAGUGACCUACAUGAACGAGGUAACGUCAAAUAAGACUUACGAGACAUCGACGUUAAAGCAAGAACAACGUGUAUCGUCAGAUAACAACAGCAACACACAACCACUCGACGACACUCCGACGGAGGGUUCUGGACAGUGGGUCGCCUUGGAUUCCGAGCUCGAAAUGAGGGGUGCCGAAAUCGUUGGCACAAAAAAGCCGACCGGUCAUUCUCUUCUAAUAGACUGUCGAUUGGAACGACCUUUCGGAAGGUGCGAUCGACGAACUGGAUGGAAAGCCCUGCUAACGAGCGAAACAGCAAUGCAGUUGCGAGCAGCUCGGCCCAUGUGUGGCUCAGACCCGGAGAACACGGAAGCGGCCGAUCUGCAGAGGAAACUGGAGAUGCUGAACAACAUGAUGGACCAGGAAGCAAGGGUCGAACAGGCACGCCGACAGAUAUUGUACAAUAUAGGCCACUCCGGUUAUUCGGAGGAUUCCGACUACACGUCGGACCUGAAUUAUCCAGUUGGCGGACAAGGGCCCAACAGCUCGGCUUCCCAGUUUCGUAGCGCGGCGAAUCAAUUGACUACUCCUCAGAGGUCUCUCGAAACCUCCAGGGAAAACAGUUACGAGAGGGACGAUCAUCAGAUUCCAACGACGGUUGGUGGACGAUUAGCUAGCGGUAGUUAUGGCGGUGGUUAUGGGAGUCAAAGUCAUAGUCCGAGAUACGACGAGCCUUAUCCCGAGGAAGGUCCUCCUCAACGAUAUGCUCAACAGCAUACUUCAGAAACUUCCGAGCCACUAUUCUACAAUAGUAGACCGAGACAUUAUAAAGAAUACAGAAGACGGAAGCACACAUGGGAUUACGAGGACAGUCAAGAUGGUUGGUACAGCGAGGGCUACGAUUAUUAUGGUACGCGAUUCGACGAUACGAGAAUCUAUAGCGAUACCGAAUAUUAUCCAAGUUCAACGACAACCUCGUCGAGAAGAAGAGGUCCUCACAGACGGCCGUCCUUGGAAAGACAAACGACUCUCUAUGACGAUCAUUCUUACUUUACCGAUGGCUAUAGCAGUGAUGGUAGAACGAGCAAAAUAAACGCCACUUAUCCGGAAUCUCAAACGGACAUAAGGUAUAACGAAUACUACGACACUAUCGCGGGAUACGUGUAUCAAGAUGAAAGGUAUGGUCAGGAUGACGAGGACAGACAAUGGGAUAGCGGAGGGAAGUUGUACUUGGGUACUAGCACUUAUUACGAGAAUAAACAAAAUAGAAAAACGCUCCCGCAAAGGCCUGCGUCGAGCAUCGGUAUUCAUCGACCCGAUUACACGUCAACAGUCAUCAGGCAACGUAGUUGCGAAUCGGAUGAAUUGGAUCACAGCAGUUACACUCGUCGUAGAAAAGCACUGCAACCGCAACAACGUCCAAUGUCUCGUCAGGAAGGAACCGGUAAGAAACUACCUCCUACACCGACCAAACCGAGCAACGUCGUAGUUGGCCGUAAACUCGUCUCUCUACCUGCUACCCCGAGCAGGCAACUGCCAAAGACUAGAACGUCCUCCGAGGAAAGUUAUUACAAAUAUGAUUACAACGAGGACUAUAAUUACGCUUAUCGCAGUCAGGAUAAUUUGCCGCAAGACACGUCUUACUCAGUGAAUUUGUACGCUACGCAACAGGAUGUUCUCGUCGAUCAAGCGCAUAUUUCUGGCAAAAAUCGUUAUACCGAAAUUAGUCAGGACAAUCAAUAUGCGACCAGUUACGAGAGUCAGUUAGACGAUCCUUACGCGUAUCAACAAGAUUCGCAGACACAAGAUAUCUACGAUCAAUCAUACGUGCAAAAUUCAUCGUAUAAGGAUGAGUAUCAAGAAUCUUACGUACAAGACAAAAAUGUAGAUAUUUAUCAAAAAACGUACGAGGACACGAUAUAUCCUGAUGCGAGCCAAGCUAACGACCAAUACACAGUUUUACCUAACGAUCAGUAUACGAAUUUUUCGAAUGAUCAGUACGACAAGGGUCAAGACAUGAUUAUCGAAAAUAAUUAUCCUGUUGAAAAUUAUGAUCGGAAUAACGUACAAUAUCAAGAGACAUAUAGUCAAGAUGAAAUUUAUCAAAAACAGUACAGCGAUUACGUUCCUUCGAGCGUCUACGACCAGAAUAACGUAUCGAAUACUUACAAUCAAUAUCAGCAGUACGAUUCCGAUUAUAAUAUCAACACAUCUACAGAUUAUCAAAAUACUUAUCAAGAUAAUACACACAAUGAAGUGCCUGUUACGACUCAAGAUAAUUAUCAGGAUGCUUAUAUUAAGCAAGAUCAAGACAAUUAUACAAAUUACGAGGUUCCUUAUACAAAAGAGGAUACUGUAUCGUCGACCUAUCCAAAUGAUUAUCAAAAUCAAUACGAAAAUUAUCAAGAGGAACGAUACGAUGAUACAACUUAUCCUGAUUCUUACCAAGAAUCAUCCUAUCAAGAUUCUUAUCACGAUUCUUACGAGGAACGUUAUAAAGAAAGUCCAGUGACUGUUACGGAAAGGAGACAAAGUGAAGUACCUGAAGUAUCCGUAACUACGCCUAAGGGUCAGACUAAAACAAACGGUUAUCCGUCUAGCGAAUCGGAAUAUUUGCAUUCUAAUCAAGAAACCGAACAAGUUUCGCAAGUAGGUGCGUCGAGGAGAAAGAAACUCGGUAAGCGCGAGGCCAGUCCACUUUUGCAACAAAACACGGACUCGCUGGAAUCGAGGGAUGACGAAUUAAAGGAUUCAUUUGAAACAGCUAUAAGUUCCGUCGAAAGUAGUCAACCUAGAAAAGCUCUUAGCGAGUAUUCCACUGCGGGAGAUUCUAGUCCUGCGGCAACAACUAUAGUUGAUUCGCCUCAGAGUACGACUCAGCCACCUACAAGCAUGGUCAAUCACGUAGCUAGUGUAGAAAAUCAUGUUAGCAGUAGUAGUAUUAUCACAGUUACAGCGACAGUUCAUUCAACCUCUACUACGGCAAAUGGCAAACGAUUUUCUCGAACAGACUCAUAUCAGGAAGAAACAAUUGAGGACGAGGAACAUCCUGAAAUCAUUCCCACAGAACUUCAGAGAAAGGAUUCUCAAUUAUCUUAUCAGAGUCAAAUCAGUCAACAUUCGAGUACUCAUUCGCAAAAACCAAAACUCACAAGAGGCGAUUCUUACGCUUCUGAUCAUUUCCCCGAAGAGUCAUACGAUAGAAGAGGAUCUUAUGUUCAAUCUACCAGAAAAGAUUCCAUUUCUUCAACCACACAAGAAGCAUUCAAACCGCCUCUAACCAGAACCGAUUCAUAUCAAAGCAGAGGGUCUGGUUAUGCACAAAAUUUCAACGCUCCUCAAGCAAUUUCCAGAGCUGAGAGUUAUCAGAGAGGUUAUUUCAAGGAUCAAGAAACGAUAGACGAGACCGACAUUACUUUGAGCAAUCAAUUGAACGGAGGGUACAAAAUGAGGGACGAAACUCUUGAAAGGUACGAACACGGAGAGGAAGCAAUGAUUCGUAGCUCUCGAGAGAAUUCAUUGGUCGACGCGUACAAGACGACUCCACCAUUGUCGCAAACGGAGAGUCCGCGCGGUAGUAUAACGAAGCAAGCAUCGUUGGAGGAGAGCGUUCAAAUGGAUACUCCGCCGCGAAGUCCACCAGAACCACCACCCGAUCAGGAACUUUUAGAGAUGGUCGGUGCUGUACCUGUUCCAACCCAACUCAAAGAAAGACCGGAAAUAAAGAUGACACCUCGACAACGUUGGCACUGGGCCUACAAUAAGAUCAUCAUAUCAUUGAACAACGCAAGCGGACAAGGAGGUGAAUCUGGUGGACGAGCUAACGGACAUCCGGGUGAUAAUCCUUUCUACAGCAACAUUGACAGUAUGCCGGAUAUUCGUCCUCGACGGAAGUCAAUACCAUUGGUCUCCGAGCUGGUCUUGAAGACAAUGGCGGCGACGAAGAGGAACGCCGCAGGGCUAACAUCAGCGGUGCCAAGGGCUACGCUGAACGACGAGGAACUGAAGAUGCACGUCUACAAGAAAACGCUGCAAGCUAUGAUCUACCCAAUCUCGUCUACGACGCCUCACAAUUUCGUCACCUGGACUGCAACCUCACCUACUUACUGUUACGAAUGCGAGGGUCUUCUUUGGGGUAUUGCGCGUCAGGGUGUUAGAUGCAUGGAAUGCGGCGUUAAGUGUCACGAAAAGUGCAAGGAUUUGCUUAAUGCUGACUGCUUGCAAAGAGCCGCGGAAAAGAGUUCGAAGCACGGUGCAGAGGAUAAAGCGAAUAGCAUAAUCACAGCAAUGAAGGAAAGGAUGAAGCAAAGGGAGAUGGAAAAACCAGAAAUCUUCGAACUCAUCCGCACGACGUUUUCAGUCGACCCGGAUACCCACAUAGACAGUCUCGAACAGGCCGAACAGAUCGUCCUUGAGGGUACCAGCAAGUGGUCCUGCAAGAUCGCCAUCACAGUGAUCUGCGCUCAAGGAUUGAUUGCCAAAGAUAAAAGUGGUACGUCAGAUCCGUACGUAACGGUUCAGGUCGGUAAGGUGAAGAAACGAACGAGAACGAUGCCGCGUGAACUCAAUCCGGUCUGGCACGAAAAGUUUUACUUCGAGUGUCACAAUUCGUCCGAUCGAAUAAAGGUUCGCGUAUGGGAUGAGGACAACGAUUUGAAAUCGAAACUACGACAAAAACUUACACGUGAAAGCGACGAUUUUCUUGGACAAACGAUCAUCGAGGUUAGAACUUUAAGCGGUGAGAUGGACGUCUGGUACAAUCUGGAAAAGAGAACGGACAAGAGUGCGGUAUCAGGUGCCAUCAGGUUGCAUAUAAGCGUAGAAAUCAAAGGCGAGGAAAAAGUUGCACCGUAUCACGUACAAUACACCUGUCUGCACGAAAACCUCUUUCAUAGUCUUUGCGAGGAAAACGCCGGAAUGGUUAGCCUACCACAAGCAAAAGGCGAGGAUGCCUGGAAGAUAUACUUUGAUCCACCUGGCGAAGAACUCGUUGACGAGUUUGCCAUGCGAUACGGCAUCGAAAGCAUCUACCAAGCUAUGACACAUUUCCACUGCCUCUCGACAAAGUACCUGUGCCCUGGGGUCCCCGCGGUAAUGUCGACCCUUUUGGCCAACAUAAACGCCUAUUAUGCUCACACAACCGCUAGCUCAGCAGUUUCUGCUAGCGAUAGAUUCGCUGCUAGUAAUUUUGGGAAAGAAAAAUUCGUUAAAUUGUUGGACCAGCUUCACAAUUCUUUGAGGAUCGAUCUCUCGUCGUACAGAAAUAAUUUCCCAGCUUCGAGCCAGGAAAAAUUGAUGGAUCUUAAAAGCACGGUCGACCUUUUGACGAGCAUUACGUUCUUCCGUAUGAAGGUGCAAGAAUUGUCGAGUCCACCUCGUGCAAGCACAGUCGUCAAGGAUUGCGUGAAAGCUUGUCUGCGUUCGACCUAUCAGUUCCUCUUCGAACAUUGCUACGAGCUUUAUAGCAGAGAAUUCCAGGCUGAUCCGAACGAACCGAAGAAGGAUCCGGAGGAUCACGGACCACGAAGGGACUCUCUCGACUUUUGGCACAAGCUCAUUGCUCUGAUCGUUUCGGUGAUCGAGGAGGACAAGAACAGCUAUGCGCCCGUGUUAAAUCAAUUCCCCCAGGAGUUGAACAUCGGUCAACUAUCGGCAGCCACGAUGUGGUCUUUGUUCGCAGUCGACAUGAAGUACGCCCUGGAGGAUCACGAGCAGCAUAGACUGUGCAAGUCCUCGGCCUAUAUGAAUCUUCACUUUAAAGUCAAAUGGUUGUACACAAAUUAUGUCAAAGACGUGCCACCUUACAAGGGUGCCGUGCCAGAAUAUCCUGCCUGGUUCGAACCGUUUGUCAUGCAGUGGCUCAACGAGAACGACGACGUAUCCUUGGAAUACUUACACGGUGCCUUCACUAGAGACAAAAAGGAUGGGUUCCAAAAGAGCAGCGAACAUGCUCUCUUCAGCGUAUCGGUUGUCGACGUGUUCACACAACUCACUCAGUGCUUCGACGUUGUCUCGAAACUCGAAUGUCCCGAUCCGGAGAUUUGGAAGAGGUACAUGAAGAGAUUCGCUAAGACUAUAGUCAAGGUUCUGGUAGCUUACGCUGACAUUGUCAAAAUGGAGUUCCCCAGUCACUUGAAAGAGGAACGAAUCGCUUGCAUCCUUAUGAACAAUAUCCAACAACUGCGAGUACAGCUCGAAAAGAUGUUCGAAUCGAUGGGCGGCGAGAAACUGGAAGAUGACGCAGCAGAAAUUUUGAAUGAACUUCAGCAGCAACUCAAUAGCGCUUUGGACGACCUGGCGAUGCUUUUUGCAAAGAGUCUCGAGCCACGUAUAACUGCCUCGGUUCGAGAACUGUCAGAUCUCCUUUUGGCCAUCAAAGGUGGUGGUCAGGUGAAUUUGUCUCAAGCGCAACAAAGAAACAAUGUUACUGUAGAAGCUGACGAGGUGUUAAGGCCUUUAAUGGUUCUUCUCGAUGGAAGUCUUUCCCUCUAUGCCGAAUCCUGCGAGAAAACGGUACUUAAGAGAUUGUUAAAAGAACUUUGGAAGAUUGUCAUGAGAAUUCUCGAAAAGACUGUAGUCUUACCACCCAUGACGGAUAAAAGCAUGAUGUUCAAGAAUCUCACGGAUAACGCGAAGAGUCUUGCAGCUAAUGCCAAGAUAGAAGACAUGUCCAAGUUGUUUAAAAAUCACAUGGCUGGAAAGCCGGAUGUCAAGAACGCUCUCAGCGGUGUCAUGGAUAUCUCGAAAGAGGUGGAAAAGAAUCUUUCGCCAAAACAAUGCGCAGUAUUGGAUGUUGCUCUCGAUACCAUCAAACAAUAUUUCCAUGCUGGCGGUAAUGGUUUGAAAAAAGCCUUCCUCGAAAAGUCAUCGGAAUUACAGAGUCUCAGAUACGCUCUCAGUCUGUACACACAGACAACAGACACUCUCAUCAAAACCUUCGUCACGUCUCAAAUAAAUCAAGUGCCGCUGAACGAUGCGUCAACGCUACGUCAGCGUCAGCGUUCGAUGAGCAGCGAAAGAGGUGACGAAGGGGAAGGAGCCGAGGGUAUGGAAAGCCUCGAGGAACCCCUUCGCCAAAGCAAGCCCUCUCUCCGUCGAGAGAGUCGUCAAGUUCCAGAAACAGCUGGCACUGACGAGGGUUCCGUUGGAGAAGUUAGCAUCCAAGUGGACCUAUUCACUCAUCCUGGAACCGGUGAUCAAAAGGUUACGGUGAAAGUUGUUGCCGCAAACGAUUUGAAAUGGCAAUUAGCUACGGGAAUGUUUAGGCCAUACGUCGAAGUCAAUUUAAUUGGUCCACAUUUAACCGGCAAAAAGAGAAAACAAUCGACCAAAUCUAAGAGCAAUAAUUGGUCGCCGCAAUUCAACGAAAGUUUUGACUUCAUGAUCGGUAACGAGCAACAACAAUUGGACUUUUACGAGCUUCACAUAUGCGUGAAGGAUUAUUGUUUUGCGAGAGAGGAUAGACUGGUCGGUGUAGCAGUGAUGCAAGUAAAGGAUAUCGUCGAAGAAGGUUCCUGUGCAUGUUGGCUGUCACUCGGCAAACGAAUUCAAAUGGACGAAACCGGUUGGACAAUUUUACGAAUUUUAUCGCAAAGGAACAACGACGAGAUAGCCAAAGAAUUUGUUAAACUUAAGAGCGAUAUCAGGCAGGAAACACCGCUACCAAAUCCCACCUGAGACGGUGAACCGUCGACACAAUAAAAACUCGACAGCUAUGCGAUACUACAUUGUCCUUUGAGCUUGGAAAGAGCUCCAAGGUAUGCCUAUGGUGGACAAGUUUUUGCCUGACGAAAAUGGAGAACCAAGAUGAAUUAAGAUUGGAUGGAACAAAAAUAAAGUUCACACUUUGGUGCCAAUACAACAGCAAUAUCGAUGAAUCAAGAAAAUCCCUGCUGAAAAGAGGCGAACGCGCAAGAUAAGAACCGAUCGACUCUAAAAAGGGCGCAACGACAAUUUCGAUUGUUUGUUACUCGAAGCCCUUUAUUUUUUCACGGACGACCGAUCGAAUCCCUUUCGCUUUGAUAUUUUAAGGAAUUUAUGGAAACAACGAUUCCUAUUCCUUCAUGCGAAAGGGAUCCGAACGAAACACCGUAUCUCUUCUCCCUUUUUUACGAGUCACACGUGCUACGUUAUAUACACCACACAUGCCACACGUACACACAUACACACAAAAAGACACAUAUACAGAUACAUACAUUCACUGACGGAGUUAAGUGUUAUCGCCCAUAAAAAAGAAAAAAAAUACAGAGCUCGACCAACGUUCUUUCGGCUCGUCAAAAAAGAAAAUAUAUCUAAGACAACAAGGGGACGAUUUCUGCCGUCCUUUUUGGAAAUGAAUUAAACUACGAGCUUGACAGAGACUGAAAAAUUACCCUGACGACUACGAUGACGAUGACAAAAGACGAAGACGUAGACAUAUUAUAAAAUGACAUCAUCUGUAAAAAGCGAAACGUCAUCAAUGGAUAAAGAAAAAGAAUCCUUGAAGAUUCUUUCAUUUGUCCACCGUGUAUCGCGAGAAAAGAGAAAAAUUAAAUUAAAGUACGUACGAAUCGGCAAGAGUGGAAACAGUGAAAACAGUGCUGCCAGUAUGCAAUAUAUUUGCUAAAUAUUCGUUAUGUAAAUGGGAGCAAGGAAAUAGAAAGAAAAUGAUGAAAAAAAAGGGAGAGAGCAUUAAGAAAAAAAGAAAUCAUAGGAAAAGACAUAAAAGACUGAAAGAUGAGCGCGUGACAACGGACAAAAACACAUUUAGUAUAGUAAAGUAAAAAAAAAAAAAAAAAAAAAAAAA